Syzygium oleosum is the source of this 1862-nucleotide messenger RNA. Its product is annotated as berberine bridge enzyme-like 13. The coding region runs from base 54 to 1670 and encodes 538 amino acids. Gene Ontology annotation, molecular function: FAD binding; oxidoreductase activity. NCBI's taxonomy places the organism in Eukaryota, Viridiplantae, Streptophyta, Magnoliopsida, Myrtales, Myrtaceae. The transcript has a single exon. The record is from RefSeq and is a predicted model, not a curated record.
GCGGUUGGUCAAUUGAACUGAUUGAAGAGAGCAAAACAAAAUCGACCCAAAAGAUGGCGUUUCCUAGCUCUCUGCUACUUUCACAGAUUCUCUUGCUUUUCUUGGUCUCGUCGUUUUCAUGGACAUCUGCGACUUACCCCAUUCAGCAGACCUUCUUUCGUUGCCUUUCGACCAAUUCCAUGGACCCUGUUCCUCUUUCCUCGUAUUACACCCCGAAUAAUGUCUCUUCCUUCACAUCCGUCCUCAAUUCAACGGCGAACAACCUCCGGUACUUGCUCCCAACGGUACCGAAGCCCUUGAUCAUCUUCACCGCACUUUCUGAGGUCCAUGUCCAAGCUGCUGUCGUCUGCUCGAAGCGGCUCGGGCUCGCCCUCCGCAUCCGGAGCGGGGGCCACGACUAUGAGGCGGUGUCCUACGUGUCCCAGAUUGAGUCCCCCUUCGUUGUGCUCGACCUGGCCCCACUCCGUGCCAUCGAGGUGGACAUCCCCCAGGGCAUGGCGUGGGCCCAGGCAGGGGCCACGGUCGGGGAGGUCUAUUACCGGAUCGCCGAGAAGAGCAAGGUUCACGGGUUCCCGAUGGGCCUGUGCACGAGCCUGGGCGUCGGGGGCCACAUCACCGGCGGGGCCUACGGGUCAAUGAUGAGGAAGUUUGGGCUUGGGGCUGACAACGUGCUCGACGUCCGGAUGGUCGACGCCAAGGGGAAGAUUCUUGACAGGAAGGCGAUGGGGGAGGACCUGUUCUGGGCUCUCAGGGGAGGAGGCGGAGGCAGUUUUGGCAUAAUCCUGGCCUGGAAGCUGAAAUUGGUCAAUGUGCCUGAGACUGUGACUGUGUUCACAGUCACCAAGACCCUCGAACAAGGCGCAACGAAGCUCCUGUACAAAUGGCAAAAAGUAGCACCAAAGCUCGACGACAGGCUCUUCAUCAGAGUCAUCAUCCAGGCCUCGAGCGCCAAUCUAACGGCGAACCGGACGGUGAUGACCUCCUACAACGCCCUCUUCCUAGGAGACCCGGACACCCUCCUCGGAAUCAUGGGCAAGGGCUUCCCGGAGCUGGGCCUGACGCGGGCCAACUGUGUCGAGACAAGCUGGAUUCAGUCAGUCCUGUACAUCCAAGGGUACCCGAACACGACCGCCCCAGAGGUCCUCCUACAGGGGAAGCCACUGUUCCGGAACUAUUUCAAGGCCAAGUCCGACUUCGUGAGGACCCCGAUCUCCGAGGAGGGACUCUUGGGCCUGUGGAAGAUAUACUUCGAGGAGGAGGUCCCAUUCAUGAUAUGGAACCCGUACGGUGGGGCGAUGGCCCGGGUCCCUGAGUCGGCGACACCGUUCCCGCACCGGUGGGGAACACUGUUCAAGAUUCAGUAUGUGGCGACCUGGCAGGAUGGGACCGAGAGCAUGGCCAGGCACAUGAGCUGGAUCGGGAAGUUGUAUGACUACAUGGGAGCUUAUGUGUCCAAGAAUCCCAGAGAGGCCUAUGUGAAUUACAGGGAUCUCGAUUUGGGCAUGAACAAGAAAGGUUACAACAGCUUGAUGGAGGCGAGCUCUUGGGGUCUGAGGUAUUUCAAGGGCAAUUUCAACAGGUUGGUUCAGGUCAAGAGCAGGGUCGACCCUGAUAACUUCUUUAGGCAUGAGCAGAGCAUUCCUCCUCUUCCUGUGAAUAAAGGGAAAUAGAGAGUAUUGAUUGAUUAGUGUAAGAUUUGCUUGGACCACUACAGAGUUUGAUGGCUAGUGGCUUUUCUUCUUUUUCUUUUUCUUUUCCUUUCUUUUUACUCUUUUGGUUUUGGCCUUUUUCCCCCCUCUUUGGAGUAACUGCAUGGCAGUGUGCACUGUGAGCUUAAUCAUAGACAAACAUCAGUUUCCAUC